Molecule: messenger RNA, 785 nt
Organism: Paramecium octaurelia
Lineage: Eukaryota; Ciliophora; Oligohymenophorea; Peniculida; Parameciidae
Source: the annotation of a GenBank genome assembly
UAUUCAUUAAAUUUAUCAAUGAAAAGUCUAUAAAGUUAUGAAUAAUUCAAAUAGGUGAAAUAGAACCCCUUAAAUAAUUCAAAAAGUAAAUAGUUAUACAGCUUUUCAAAAUCUCCCAGAUUCACUUACAAGGAAAAGAGAGAGUAAAACAUUUAAAUAGCGAAUUUAGUAACUCACCAUCAUUUUACACAAUUAAAACUGAUCUAAUUUCCCCUCAUAAAGGUGUCUCUUUUGGAUCUGGCUCCAAGGUAGAUUUCUCUAAAUUGGGAACCAAAACUCCAGGACCAGGACAUUACUAACUUAAACAGCCAAAGACUACUCAAGUUAUCAAUCUGAAAAAGCAUACUAUGGGAGUUGGUAGAAUAGAAACAAAACCGAAGAGUGAGGUACCUCCAGUGGGACUUUAUUAAGUAACCUAAAGUUUAGUUUAGGUUAAUAAGGCUCCGCAUUUCGGGUUGAAGUUAUUGCCAAGUACUUGAACUUUCAUUAUACUAGAGAAUGAAACAUGUGCUCCUGGACCUGGGAAGUAUGAUAUUCAAGUAAAAGAACACUCUAAAUCAUUUGUGGCUGGUUUUGGUUCUGGGAGAUCAGAGUAGACAGUAGAGGAUACCCCUGGACCUUUGGAAUAUAGACCUAGGACUGAAAUGUCACCAAAAUAUGCUAAUUCCAAUUGGAGUAAUUGUCAAGUAACAAAGUUUUCGAAAGUGUAACGUUUUGGAAGCAAUGCAACUAUUACCCCUGGUCCUGGGAAAUAUUAAAUAGCAGGAGAAUUUGGAAUAUACUGA